AUGGCGCCUGGAUGGUUUGUCAAUUGCGCUGCUUUCCUCCUGACUUUCACCGCGGGAGGAAACGCGUACGCCCUCUCUCCUCGCGCAAAAGAUGACGGUCCCAAGGCUGUAAACAUCAGCGUCCCAGUCGAUCACUUUCACAACGACACCCUCUACGAGCCUCACUCAGACAAGAAGUUCCCGUUGAGGUAUUGGUUCGACGCGCAGUACUAUCGCAAGGGUGGUCCAGUCAUUAUCCUCGCGUCUGGAGAAACCUCAGGCGAAGACCGUAUUCCCUUCCUCGAGCAUGGCAUUCUGCAAAUGCUGGCUAAUGCGACGGGCGGUAUUGGUGUUAUUCUUGAGCAUCGGUACUAUGGAACCAGUUUUCCUGUGCCGGACUUGAAACCUGAGAAUAUGAGGUUUUUGUCCACCGAGCAGGCUCUUGCUGAUACCGCGUACUUUGCGGAGCAUGUUGAGUUUCCAGGCAUGGAGGAGCACAAUUUGACCGCUACCAACACACCGUACAUCAUCUACGGCGGCUCUUACGCUGGUGCUUUCGCUGCAUUCGCGCGCAAGCUCUAUCCCGAUCUUUUCUGGGGCGGUAUCUCGUCUUCUGGUGUCACUGCUGCUAUUGUCGAUUACUGGGAGUACUUUGAGGCUGCACGUCUCUUUGCGCCUGGCGAUUGUGCCAAGGUGACACAGAAACUCACACGCGUCGUCGACGAUAUCCUGAUGGGCGAUAACAAGGAGGAGAAGAAGCAGUUCAAGAUUGCUUUCGGCCUUCUCGGUCUUCGGGACGAUGAUUUCGCUCAGACUAUCGCCCAGGGAAUUGGUGGUCUGCAGGGAAACAAUUGGGAUCCUGCCGAGGACUCGUCUAGCUUCGGUCUCUACUGCGGCAGUGUUUCUUCCGACGACAUUCUCUACGCCAGUACCCGCCAUCUUGAGCCUUAUGUCAAGAAAUGGCUUAUCGCUUCCGGCCACAAGAAGCAGCUCAAGUACUUGACGAACCGUUUCCUCAACUACAUCGGCUACGUCCGCUCCAACGUCGAGAGCGACCAGGCCGGACGCUGUAAGGAUUUGACUUUGGAUGGAUGCUACUCCAUCCGCAACUCCAUGAACGAAACAAAGCUCGAUCCCAACUCUAUGUCGCGACAGUGGACGUACCAGACUUGCACGCAAUGGGGAUACUGGCAAACCGGCUCCGGCGCACCAAAGGACCAACUCCCCAUGGUAUCCCGUCUCAUCGACGUAGAAUACAGCACAAUUCCCUGCCGCGAAGAAUUCAACAUCACCACCCCUCCCAACGUGGAAUCCAUCAACAAGCUCGGCGGUUUCAACUUCAGCUACCCCCGCGUCGCCUUCAUCGACGGCGAGUACGAUCCUUGGAGAGCAGCGACGCCUCAUGCUAUUGGUUACAACACCGAUAGAGAGUCUACCGUUAGCGAGCCAUUCAUCUUGAUUCCUUAUGGUGUGCAUCAUUGGGAUGAGAAUGGCUUAGCGCCUGGCAGUGAGGAGAUUGGAUUGCCGCCUCCGGCUGUUAAGAAGGCGCAGGAUGAUAUUAUUGAGUUUACGAAGGCUUGGUUGGAGGAGUAUGAGAAGGAGAAGGGCACUGGUGCUGCGGAGCUUUAG
Molecule: messenger RNA, 1608 nt
Organism: Fusarium coffeatum
Lineage: Eukaryota; Fungi; Ascomycota; Sordariomycetes; Hypocreales; Nectriaceae
Exons: 1
Coding region: 1-1608 (535 amino acids)
Biological process (GO): proteolysis
Molecular function (GO): dipeptidyl-peptidase activity; serine-type exopeptidase activity
Source: RefSeq, a predicted model, not a curated record